This is a messenger RNA of Gregarina niphandrodes, 2634 nucleotides long. Its product is annotated as putative transmembrane protein. The record is from RefSeq and is a predicted model, not a curated record. The coding region runs from base 1 to 2634 and encodes 877 amino acids. The transcript has 3 exons. Lineage: Eukaryota; Apicomplexa; Conoidasida; Eugregarinorida; Gregarinidae.
AUGUUGGGUUUAGGAUAUUUAGUCUUAGUCUUAUGUACGGUUUGGAUAGCCGUGGAAGGAGAGUAUGUGGAUCGGAGUCUGUCAUGGGAAGUGGAUGAGAAUAUAUGCAUGUCAAUGGAAGAUUGUUAUGCGCCGUUGCAACAGCUGAUGUCGGAGACGUGUGGCAAAGUGCCUGGGCCGAUGUUGGCACCCAAGAAGGACGGUUGGGCCAGCGGAUGGCAAAAGAUGGCAACGGGACUGAGUAUGAUGGGACGCAAUGCAGGUCGGGAGAUGUACAGAAUAUAUCAUGAAAAGCUGUACAAAGAACAUUGGAGCGUUAUGGCAAGCUACUGUAUCGUUGAAUAUCCAUUUAUCGUCCUGGCCGUAGCGCUGCUUUUGGUCUGGAUUAUAAUGCCAUUUGUUUUCUGCUCCAAAUGCUUCAAAUGCUGCAAGCUUUCAUCAUGUUGUUGCAGUAACAAGAAACGAAAGAAUAUCAACAACAGCAAUUCCCUUUUGUCGCUUGCCCUACUGGUGUUGGGUGGAAUGUUCUGCCUGUGGGUCAUGAUACUGGGGUGGGUCUACAUCCCCAAAAUGUCAAAGGAUUAUGAUAAGUCAACCUGUGGUUACUACAAUGCGUAUGACAAGUUGCUGUAUUCCGGUUCUGAGCAACCUGACGGUUCUCGGUGGCCGGCUGGUGCGAAUUUGGUCGCGAGGUUGGAGGCGACGAGUCAGUACAUGUCGGAGCAGGCGGGUGAGAUGGACAUGAGUCCGCCGAAUGCUGCGACUAUGACCCAGAGUCGGUUUAAUCGAUUGUUCCCGGACAUGUUGUUUACUCAAGGCAUCCUUAGUUCCAGUUUAUUCACAGGUUGGGGUGAGAAGACGGGAGAGUUUACCUUAGAUUUGGGUUUGGCAAUCUUGGAUGAGAAGUCAGCUUUAUUGAAGAAUUUCCAGUCUGCUUAUGGCGUGGUUACGGAGGCCAUGAAUGCUGCAAUAUCUGCGGAGAAUUUGGACCAAUUGGAGUUGGUUGAUUUCGCUGAGAACAUGAAAGAGCUUCGUUCGCCCAUUGAUUCGAGUGUUGACGAAAUUAAAGGGGAACUUGAUGUGGCAGCUUCGAACUUGGUUGAUAUCACGGGAACUAAGGACUGGUUCCACGUUAACUUCCAGGGUGCUGCCGGUCUGUGGGGAGUGUUCACCCUUUUGUUGUUGUUGACGACACCAUUUAUGAUAGGUCGAGCGAAGAAGACUUGGAGAAUGAAGAUUCACGACUUUCGGGUGGCAAAGGUUAGUGCUGGAAUUCUGAGCUGGAUCUGGGCGCUCUUUGCCCUCGUAUUCUGCGUCGCAGGUCUAGUAUUCGUAUCCGGCGGAGCAGCAACUAGUGGAGUGUGCGAUGCGUUACAGCAAAUCCGGGAUGGCGAUUUGCGUGUCAUGGAAGAUGUCCAACUGUGGAAUAUAGCGGUCGAAAGUUGUCUGGUCAAGAACGCGGACGGGUCACUAGUAGUACCCACUCUGACGUACUAUGGCGCCGAUCUUGGGUUGAUUGACAAUGUAGAAUUGCCCGCGCAGAUCUCAAAAGUAUUCGAACAGUUGCCGGAACGACAACUUACUCCUAUGUUCAAUGACGAUGAUCCCGCUAGCGGCUGGGGCGAAUGGAAGACGGGCGCAGAACGGACCAUGGUGCUUCCCAAUGCAGGGACGCAGCUGGAACAGCUGAAGGCGGUCAUUGGUCCGGAACUCGCCGUCGCUUCCUAUAACAGCUUCGACUGUGACGGAGAGCCAGUAUGUGACAUUGCUUCCACACGUGCCGGGGUGAAACUAAACAGGAUUGCAGGUCUGAUAGACAUUGAAGUCGCCCUCCAAGGCCUUCUAGCGGCUGACGCACCCUCCGUUUGCUUCGCUGGAAGCCCUAGAUGCUCCCCUGCGACCAAAGUCGUGCUGUCAAUGAUCAACACAGAAGGAGUACUACCCAGCACAAACACAUUGGAGGACUGCAGAACGGAAACCACAAUGAUGUUGGAGUCCUCACUGCAAACUUCAGACGAUGCUGACCAGCGAUUGAAGCUUUAUUCGCUCAUUUGGCAAGGUGUCCGACUGGCAGCUCUUGAACUCCCCUUGCAACGCGCACCUAAGUUCGUGCCCGAAACGCUGACCACGGCUGCAGACGCGGCUUAUGUACAGAGUUACUCGGAUUUCUGCAGUCCCACAUAUCCAUGUAAUCUGUUCGUCGGCAAAAAGACCGGCGAUGAUCUUGCGUUAAUUUCGUACAGCGCGUGGGCCAAAAGCUUCCCGGCCUCUCUGGAGACGGCCGCAAGACGAUACAUUACCACGAAGUCAGUGAAAGAAGGAAUAAUGGACACCAUGACGUCCUACACAACACUGAAAGGUUACAGCGAGUACGUCAAACGCAUUGACAAUGAGUAUAAUUGUCUUCCUCUUGCUGAUUUCGUGCAGGGGACCAAGGACCUUAUUUGUGGGGGUCUUGUCACAGACGCAGCCAGCAUCGGGUUCCAGUUUUGGGGCGCGACGGUGAUUGGAGUUGUGGCUAUGAUCGGGUUAUUGAAAUUCUGCUGCGACAAGUUCGACGAGGAUUGCAACGAAGAUUGCGACGAAGAGCGCGGCGGAGAGCGCGUCGAAGGGCCCGAAGAUCUCGAGGCAUGA